GCAGCGCUCGCCUCGACCCGCCGCGCUCCGGAUCGGCAGGCGGGGCGCGCCCGCCGCGCGCAGAAUGUGGCAUCGGACACAGCCCCGGCCCCGCGCGCCCUGGCGCUGGGCGCUGGCGCUGCUGACCCUGGGCGGCGCGGGGCUGUGCCACGCCGGCCCGCAGCCCAGGCACCCCGCGCGGCCCAGCGCCAGGAACAAGAACUGGUGCGCCUACAUUGUGAACAAGAAUGUGAGCUGCUCUGUGCUGGAGGGAAGUGAGAGUUUUAUUCAGGCUCAGUACAACUGUCCCUGGAACCAGAUGCCCUGUCCGUCCGCGCUAGUGUAUCGCGUGAACUUCAGACCGAGGUAUGUCACCAGGUACAAGACGGUGACACAGUUGGAAUGGAGGUGCUGCCCUGGCUUUAGAGGAGGAGACUGCCAGGAAGGUCCCAGAGACCCCGUGAAGACUCUCCGCCCCACGCCCGCUCAGCCUCGAAAUAGCAUGAAGAAAGCCACAGACAAUGAACCAAGCCAAGUCUCAGAGCCCAAGAAGACUUUGUCACCAACUCAUGCAACAGAACCAAAUCAGGUGGUAGAUCCAAAACAGGUACCCCAAGAACUUCAGGAAAAGAAAAUCCAGGUGCUUGAGGAGAAGAUUAUCCGACUCACAAGGACAGUUCUUGAUCUCCAGUCUUCCAUUGCUGGAGUGAACGAAAACCUCAAACAUGCCAUUCAGGACGAUGCUAGCAAAAUGCUGGUAUCAUGGCUCAGUAACCUGCACCCCCAGCCAGGGCCUGACAGUGCCAUUGGUGGAGACACAGAAACGAUCCAGCUUCCUGGUGUCCUCAACAAUAAGGAAUCUGGCAUGAAGGACAUCCAGUCUGAAUUGGCCGAAGUCAAGGACACUCUGAAGACCAAAAGUGACAAGCUGGAAGAGCUGGAUGGGAAAGUGAAGGGUUAUGAAGGGCAGCUUAAACAGCUUCAGGAGGCUGCCCAGGGCCCUACAGUCACCAUGACAGCCAAUGAACUCUACCAAGCCUAUGUUGAUAGUAAGAUUGAUGCCCUGAGAGAGGAGCUCAUGGAGGGAAUGGACAGAAAGCUGGCCGAUCUGAAGAACACAUGUGAGUACAAGCUGAUUGGUCUCCAACAGCCGUGUGAUGACUAUGGGAGCAGCUACCUGGGAGUGAUUGAGCUUAUAGGAGAGAAGGAAACAAACCUGAGAAAAGAAAUAAAUGAACUUCGAGCCCGGCUACAGGAUCCUUCAGCCCGAUCAAAUUGCUGUGACAGUGAAAAGAUUGGUGGCUUUGGACAACAGAUUAAGAUGUUAGACCAGAAAAUUGAAAGAGUUGCUGAAGCCACCAGAAUGCUGAAUGGACGACUGGACAAUGAGUUUGACCGCCUCGUAGUUCCAGAGCCAGAUGUGGACUUUGAUGCGAGAUGGAAUGAACUAGAUGCAAGGAUCAAUGUGACAGAGAAGAAUGCAGAAGAACAUUGCUUUUACAUUGAAGAAACCCUUCGGGGGACCAUUAAUGGAGAGGUAGAUGACUUGAAGCAACUACUUGAUCAGAAAAUACAGUCUCUGGAAGAGCGGCUGGGUGGCGUUCUUCUAGACAUAGCCAACAGCACUGACGCGGAAGUCACGGCCCCAGGGUCAGCUCUACCAGGUGUUUCAGGGGCUGGGCGUGAACAGAUCAUGAUGGAAUUAAGCCACUUAAAGGACAAGGUGAAAGUUGUGGAGGAUGUUUGCCUGCAGAACUUCCAGGGGGAACCGCAUGGGAUAGAAGGUACUUUGCCAAAUGGAGAAGACCACACAAUGGGUGAUAGUUUGAGCCUUUUGAAAUCUCUAAAUGACACGAUGCAUAGGAAGUUUCAAGAAACCGAACGUAGCAUCCAGAAACUUCAACAGGAUUUUAGUUUUCUUUAUUCGCAACUAAACCACACAGAAGAUGAUGUGAAUCAUCUUCAGAAGGAGCUGAGCAAUUGUAGAGAAGGUAAAAACACCGGAGUGGGUGAGUUUUCUAAGGGGGAUGAGCAAGAAAGGAUGGUGGAGCCCCUCCCGUCUCCCCAGGGCCCCAUGGCUCAUUGCUGCGGCCAGCUGGAGGAGAGGUGGCAGAUGCUGCAGAGCCAGGUCCUCUCUGAGCUGGACACUUGUAAGGAAAAUAUACAUGGGGUCCAGAGGGAGGUCUCCGUGGUUGAGGGCAGGGUGUCUUGUAUGGAGAAAACUUGCAGCAAACUGGACUCCAUCUCUGGAAGUCUUCAGAGGAUCAAGGAAGGGCUCAACAGGCACGUCAGCAGCCUAUGGAGUUGCGUCAGGCAGAUGAAUGAGACACUCGGGUCACAUUCCAGAGACAUCGCUGGCCUGAAGAAUUCAAUCCAGCAGUUCUAUAGCCACGUUUUCCAGAUUUCUACUGACCUGCAAGAUCUGAUCAAAUUUCAACCAUCAGCAACAGAGGAGCCCUCAGAAGCGCCGCAGCCUUCGCCCCGAGGGAAGACCCCACCGGCGCCCCGCCGGCCCUGGCACCCGGCACUGGUGGAGGCCCCCACGGAGCCACCUCCUCCAGAGCUGACCCCUGCGCCGCUGCCGAGGCCGAGUGGCCCCCCACCUCCUGAGGACCCUAAACAACGGCUGCCCACGGGCCAGCAGCCUGUCCUGCCCAAAAGACCCCUGUGGCCGCUGCCCCCGCCAGUGCGGCCUGGCUGGACAGGGCUGCCCUUCUUGCCUGGCUCCACUGGGGUCAUUAUGGAGACUGGAGAGGCCGGGCCUCCGGGGAGGAUGGGCGUGUCGGGUAGGGGCCUGCCCCAGGGGGUGGACGGCCAGACGGGGCAGCGGCCUGUCCCCAGCUCGGAAGGCUUCGCGGGAGCACCAGGUUACCCCAAGUCACCUCCCAUAGCCUCCCCAGGGGUUCCAGCACCUUCUCUGGUGUCUUUCUCUGCCGGGCUCACCCAGAAGCCUUUCCCCAGCGACGGGGGCAUCGUUCUCUUUAACAAAGUGCUGGUGAACGACGGGGACGUGUAUGACCCCAGCACCGGGAUCUUCACGGCUCCGUACGACGGGCGCUACCUGAUCACGGCUACGCUCACACCCGAGAGGGACGCGUAUGUGGAAGCUGUCCUGUCGGUCUCCAAUGCCAGCGUGGCCCAGCUGCACACAGCCGGCUACAGGAGAGAAUUCCUGGAAUACCACCAGCCCCAAGGGGCUUUGCACACUUGUGGGGGCCCGGGGGCCUUCCACCUCAUCGUGCACUUGAAGGCAGGAGAUGGCGUCAACAUCGUGGUGACUGGGGGCAGGCUGGCCCACACGGACUUUGAUGAAAUGUACUCCACAUUCAGUGGGGUUUUCUUAUAUCCUUUCCUUUCCCACCUCUAGGGCGGCCGGGGCAAGGGACGGGGAGAGCCUUGUGAGGAUCGGAAGCUUUAACGUAUUCGGUUUGUGUGUGUAACUGGAGCACUGGUCUAGUUUUCUGCCAACAUCCCCCCCACUUCCUCAAGAUAAAGGCCUAGCUGGCUGCAGAGGCCACCACACCUUAGAGUCCCCAGCAGGCAGGAGUGAACACGUGGUUACUGGAUCCAGUGACUUCUGUCACUCUGACUGGACAACUGAAGAGCUGGAAACAGCCCUGCCUGUCAGCUGGGUUCUCCCCCCUGCAUCUGUCUCCCAGCUCCCGCCUCCAAGUUGGCCUGAGCUCUGCCCUGAGGGGCCUGCGGGGUGAACCUCGGAGCAGUCCUGCUGCUGGAGAAGGAAGAGUUGCUGGGCUGCAGGCCUGAGAGCAGGCGGGCCGGCGAGAACUGGUAUCUGUCUUUACUAGAGAGCAAAACUGUUACCAACUGUCUUUAUUUACACUGCAUGAAGGAGGAGAGUUUAAACACUGAAGUGCUAAACUGGCACGUGCCGCCACCGAGCCCUGGGGUUUACAGUCUGGGUGUCCCCGGUUGGCUCCCCACCGCUCACCCCGGCCUUGCCCAGCUGUGAAGGGAUGCGCGAGACUGUGCGCCACUUGCUGGGCUCCUUGAAUGACAUGUACAAUUUAAGUGCAAAGACAGGGAGUUCAAUAAAGAUGUAAAACCCC
This is a messenger RNA of Diceros bicornis minor, 4046 nucleotides long. It is a transcript of the gene EMILIN2, whose product is annotated as elastin microfibril interfacer 2. Gene Ontology annotation, molecular function: protein binding. The record is from RefSeq and is a predicted model, not a curated record. NCBI's taxonomy places the organism in Eukaryota, Metazoa, Chordata, Mammalia, Perissodactyla, Rhinocerotidae.